Molecule: messenger RNA, 1146 nt
Organism: Melampsora larici-populina 98AG31
Lineage: Eukaryota; Fungi; Basidiomycota; Pucciniomycetes; Pucciniales; Melampsoraceae
Exons: 3
Coding region: 1-1146 (381 amino acids)
Biological process (GO): fluoride transmembrane transport
Cellular component (GO): membrane
Molecular function (GO): fluoride transmembrane transporter activity
Source: RefSeq, a predicted model, not a curated record
AUGAAGCAACCAAGCGCAAGUCACUGUCCAGUUUCACCUCGAAGUUCGACGAAAACCCUACCCCAAGCCGUUGGGCCUCUUUCAGAGUCUACACGACCAUUACCAAGUCCAUUCAAAGCUCAAGGUGAUGAGCCACCACCCGAACAAAAUAAGACUACUCCAAUCACAUCGCGAAAAUUGGAGACACACUCUAUCCUGAUUUGGUGGGCAAUCUGCGGGCUCUUAACUCGACUUGGAUUGAAUGCCAUCGGAGAAUAUGAGGGGAAGAGUGUGUUUAGCGUGCUGUUGGUUCAAGUUGUAGGAUGUCUCGUGAUGGGGGUGGGAUUGAGAUUGAAGGAUACGUUGGAUAGGAUUCAUCCUUUGUUAUAUUUAGGUCUGACUACCGGUUAUUGUGGCUCAGUUACCACCUUUAGUACUUGGAUGAUACAAGUCUUUCAGGCUUUCAGUAAUAGUUCGGGUCCACAUCGAAGCCGGUUUCAUAGUUUCUUAGAUGGCGUCAACCAAACUUAUAUCACAGUGGCUAUGAGCAUCAUCUCCAUCCAAUGCGGCAUCCAGCUUGGAAAUCUCAUCGAACCAUCUAUUCGCUCAUUCUUUGAAGGUCCUUCCUCGUCUUCGUCAUCUUCCCCCGAUCGCGUCGCAUCCUACUUCAUACGCUGGACUACUCUCCUCAUUGGCCCGGUAGCUUGGAUCUGUACCGUGUUCAUCUUUUUCUAUGGACCGCACUGGUGGCGCGGGCCUGUGUCUUACAGCUUACUCAUUGCUCCCAUUGGCACCUUGACACGGUUUCAUCUAUCCAAACUCAAUUCUUUGCCGAUUUCAACCCGAAACGGAUUUCCAAUUGGAACUUUUCUCGCCAAUCUCAUUGCUACUGCUCUCCUAGCAGUCUUUACCCUCCUACAACUCUUACCACAAGCCUCAAGAAAUGCCGAAUUGUGCGGCUCUCUCCAAGGAUUAAAAGACGGUUUCUGCGGAUGUCUAAGUACGAUAAGUACAUUUACAGUUGAACUUCGUAAGAUCAAACCGACACGAGAAGCCAUCAGAUAUGGCAUCAUAAGCUGGAUGGCUGGCCAGCUUGUAUGCGUCUUAUUACUCGGAAUAUACAUAUGGACCCGACCUGUCCUUGAUCAUUGUCAAUUUCCAACUUGA